Ruditapes philippinarum (Manila clam) is the source of this 600-nucleotide messenger RNA. Its product is annotated as neuronal acetylcholine receptor subunit alpha-3-like. NCBI's taxonomy places the organism in Eukaryota, Metazoa, Mollusca, Bivalvia, Venerida, Veneridae. The record is from RefSeq and is a predicted model, not a curated record. The transcript has a single exon. Gene Ontology annotation, cellular component: membrane. Gene Ontology annotation, biological process: monoatomic ion transport. The coding region runs from base 1 to 600 and encodes 199 amino acids.
AUGAGGACACAUCAAUUUAUGGGAGCGGAUUCUAUACCAAGGGAUAGUAAUGAUCAUUGCAGAAGGCAGUUACAAGACGAAAUGUGUUGUUUUGUUCGCCCUGAAUCCGGUGAAAGGACAACAUUUGCAAUAACGCUAUAUUUAGCAUUAGUUUUUGCAGCAACAUCAUUAACUGAGACAAUACCUAGAAAUUCAUUAAAAAUGCCAAUGAUUUCGUAUCAACUGCUUACGGUUAAUAUCAUCAACACGGUUGGCGUUUUAUGGAGCAUAUUCAUUGUUAAUUGUGCAAGUAAAUCUGUGGCUCAUAGAUAUCUGCCAAACUUUCUUCUGAGGAUGAUUACAAAAAGGAGACAGAAAAGCAAAAACAAUUGUAAAAUGGUUUCUGUAGAAAAUUCAGUUGUAUCGAUAUUGCCUGUUGAGGGUACGGAUAUAAGUGAUGGUCAAAAGGAAGAAGUAUGUAAUGAACCACAAUCUGCUGAAAUAACUGGACAAGAGGUGGCGGAAGUUCUCGAUACAAUUUAUUUCUGGAUAAUCAUUAUUUGUAUUAUUUUAGCAAAUGUCAUAUACAGUGCAUUUGUGUACAAAAGUUGGUUCAGUUAG